GGUUUCAACUAUUUAAGAAUCUCUCUCUCUCUGUGUGUGUGGGUCAGUCCAACCCCUUCUCACCUUCCACCAUCUGCAUGCGGCAAAGAUAAUUUCUCUCUUCUCCUUUACAAAUAGAACUCGUGAAUCCUUUCACAGUGGAGCCCUGUCCAUGGAAGGAGAAGCCCCACCGCCGUUGCCACCACUGCCACCCUCCCACAUUAAUCCAUCUUACUUCUUCACACCUUCAUCGGCGCUUGGAUCCACCUUAUUGCACCCACCACCACCACCUACUCCUCUUCCAAUUCUACUGCAUCAGCCUCACCAACAGGAUUCCCAAAUCAUACCCGACAUAGACUGGGUUAGCCUCCUCUCCGGUUCGUUAGGAUUUGGCGAACAGAAGCCAUUAUUGGCGAGUGCAGCUGUAACAACUGGAAACCAAAUCGAAGAAGAAAAGGGUGGUAAAGAUAAGGCAAGAGCGAGCAGGACUAAGAAAGCAAGUCGGCCGAGGCUUGCGUUCCAGACGCGGAGUACAGAGGAUAUCCUUGACGAUGGUUUCCGCUGGAGAAAAUACGGCCAGAAAGCUGUCAAGAACAGCAGCUAUCCCAGAAGCUAUUAUCGCUGCACACAUCACACAUGCAACGUGAAGAAGCAAGUUCAACGACUAUCAAAGGACACGAGCAUUGUCGUGACAACUUACGAAGGCAUCCACAACCACCCAUGUGAAAAACUAAUGGAGAGCUUAAGCCCUUUUCUGAAGCAGAUGCAGUUCUUCACGAGGUUCUAAGCCUAUAUGAAGAAUACAAACUAAAACUGCUAUAAACUGUGGUCAUGUCAGUGUAAAUAUACAUGGAAAAAAAAAUCUAUGCUGGUUAAUAUCACUGUGGUAAACCUUUUAUCUUCUGCAGCCGUAUCUAUAUAUGCCAUCAAAAGGCAAAUCCUGUCUAUCUUACCCAAUAGAAAACCUGGCUAGCACUUGAGAUAAAGAAAACUGGGUUCAUCAGCUCCAUUUGGUUCACUUUGUUUCAAAUAUCAGUACUUGAUGUUAUAUUGCAAUAUUAUGGGGAUGGGCCUCGCUAUAAACCGAUAUACUUACUCUUAA
Nelumbo nucifera (sacred lotus) is the source of this 1081-nucleotide messenger RNA. Its product is annotated as putative WRKY transcription factor 43. Gene Ontology annotation, biological process: regulation of DNA-templated transcription. The record is from RefSeq and is a predicted model, not a curated record. Lineage: Eukaryota; Viridiplantae; Streptophyta; Magnoliopsida; Proteales; Nelumbonaceae. Gene Ontology annotation, molecular function: sequence-specific DNA binding; DNA-binding transcription factor activity.